This is a messenger RNA of Dromiciops gliroides (monito del monte), 356 nucleotides long. RefSeq names its product biogenesis of lysosome-related organelles complex 1 subunit 2-like. The transcript has a single exon. Gene Ontology annotation, biological process: endosomal transport; lysosome localization. Gene Ontology annotation, cellular component: gamma-tubulin complex; BLOC-1 complex; BORC complex. Bases 16 to 315 code for a protein of 99 amino acids. The record is from RefSeq and is a predicted model, not a curated record. Gene Ontology annotation, molecular function: gamma-tubulin binding. Lineage: Eukaryota; Metazoa; Chordata; Mammalia; Microbiotheria; Microbiotheriidae.
GAGCUGUGCCAGGCCAUGUUCUCCAAAAUGGCCACGUCCCUGACAGGCGAGCUGACGGCUACCAGUGAAGACUAUAAACUUCUGGAAAAUAUGAACAAACUGACUAGCUUGAAGUACCUAGAAAUGAAAAAUUUUGCAGUAAACAUAAGUAGAAACCUAAAGGACUUAAACCAGAAAUAUGCAGCACUUCAGCCUUAUCUGGAUCAGAUCACUUUAAUUGAGGAGCAAGUAGCAGCUCUUGAUCAGGCAGCCUACAAGUUGGAUGCAUAUUCAAAGAAACUAGAAGCAAAGUACAAGAAGUUAGAGAGGCGAUGAACGCUUCUCCAGCACAAAGACGGACUCCAGGAAUGACUGUG